Messenger RNA from Echinops telfairi (small Madagascar hedgehog), 960 nucleotides. RefSeq names its product olfactory receptor 13F1-like. Gene Ontology annotation, molecular function: olfactory receptor activity; G protein-coupled receptor activity. Gene Ontology annotation, cellular component: membrane. The transcript has a single exon. The record is from RefSeq and is a predicted model, not a curated record. Bases 1 to 960 code for a protein of 319 amino acids. NCBI's taxonomy places the organism in Eukaryota, Metazoa, Chordata, Mammalia, Afrosoricida, Tenrecidae. Gene Ontology annotation, biological process: G protein-coupled receptor signaling pathway.
AUGUUGCAGGCAAAUUGGACCUCCGUAACACGUUUUCUCUUCCUGGGAUUUUCCUCCUACCCCAAAGUUGAGAUCAUCGUAUUUGUGUUGUGCCUGCUGAUGUUCCUGACCACGUUACUGGGCAACAUUAUUCUGAUCUCCAUCACCUUCCUGGAUUCUCGCCUGCACACCCCCAUGUACUUCUUCCUCAGCAACCUCUCCCUUCUGGACAUCUGGUACACCUCUUCUGCUCUCACUCCAAUGCUGGGAAAUUUUGUUACAGGGAAAAACACCAUCUCAUUCUCAGGAUGCGCUACACAGAUGUACUUCUCUCUGGCUAUGGGCUCCACAGAGUGUGUGCUCCUGUCCAUGAUGGCAUACGACCGGUAUGUGGCCAUUUGCAACCCCCUGAGAUAUUCCAUCAUCAUGAGCAGGAGGGUAUGUUUGCAGCUGGCCGCUGGCUCCUGGGUGACAGGCUGCCUGACUGCCCUGGUGGAAAGUAUGUCGGUGCUGCAGCUGUCUCUCUGUGGGAAUCACAUCAUCAAUCAUUUCACUUGUGAAAUUCUGGCGAUCUUGAAACUGGUUUGUGUGGACACCUCCACGGCACAGUUAGUCAUGCUGGUGAUCAGCAUCCUUCUCCUUCCCAUGCCGAUGCUCCUUAUUUGUGUCUCGUAUGCCUUCAUCCUCUCCAACAUCCUGAGGAUCAGCUCCGUGGAUGGCCGAAGCAAAGCCUUUUCAACAUGUGCAGCCCACCUGACGGUGGUCAUUCUGUUCUAUGGGACAGCUCUCUCCAUGUACCUGAAGCCAUCAGCUGUGGAUUCGCAGGAAAUUGAUAAGUUCAUGGCUUUGGUGUAUGCUGGGCUGACCCCCAUGUUGAACCCUAUCAUCUACAGUCUACGAAACAAAGAGGUCAAGGGGGCUGUUCAAAAGUUGCUCAUUAGAAAUCCUUUUGGUACUAUCUUAAUUUCUAUACUCAGAUAA